CCUUAGCUCUUAUUUGCACGGCACGUGACCUUGGCUCUAGACCUGGCACGGUGUGCGUAGCAUGGCAUACCUUGCUAUGAAGCAUAUUUGAUCAUGGCGCAGUGAUAUCACACCAUAAGACAUGCUCCUAACUGAAAUGUGCUGUUGGAGUGGUCAGUUAUUUCAGAUUAGCAUGUUAAAUUUAAGUUCGUUGCAUGGCCUAUGACCGCACGUCACACCAAUAUUGAUUGCAAUCUGAUUUUUUCGUCCCAACCGUCCUUGGGAUAGGAGGGAUGUCAAACCUACCCGUUCCGGUCAUUGGUGGGCCUUUGAGGAACCCCGCCCGUACCGGGUUAAAGGGAAUGCUUCGUAGUUAAAGAUCUUGGAGAAAAUAUCAGAUUGAUGACAUGAGCUCACUUAUAACUAUUGUUUUACUUUGAAGUGGAAAAUACUGCUCCAGACAACACGAUUUCUCUGCUUAUUAAGUGUUUCUCAAUACACCAUGUUUUGUUGCGUCAUUGUGUCCUGCACAUCAUUGAUUGAGAGCCAGUUAUUUGAGAUUAUUUAAUUUGAUUUGAUUGAUAUGCCAAGCUGAUCCCAAAAUAGUCUCCCCGAAAUAGUCUGCACAUCUUCGCGGGCGCGUAGCUCAGAAACUAGAGAAGUCUAGCUCUUAAGAAGGGCAGGGUUGUGAACUCCACCGAAUGACUUUCAGGAUGACUAUUUGAGUUAAAAUCCCCAUACAAAUUCGGGACACUGCCUUUAAAAUUAUACCAUUAGUUAAAGUGAGUUUAUUUCAUCAUGUCUCAUGCCUCCUUCAAUGUCUUCAAAUGUGUGAGAUUGACGGUGAGAUCAAAUUGCGGAAGCACUGUAACAUGCGCACAGUUAAACGCCGGGUGUCUAGGUCUGGCUGCAGCCGCCCCAGAGCAGCCGCUGGCUCCGUCACUGGCUGGCCGCGUGCUGCGGCGCUGAGGCCGCUCCACUGCACUAGCACCGGCGCAGACUGACCUUGGCUGCAUGGCUGGCUGCUGCAGCAGUGAACAACGGUCAGAUAGCAACGGAUAGUGUCAAACUGCCCGCGCUGCAGGCUCCGACUGUCGGAAGGUCGUUGCAUGGCUGUGCAGAGAUUGUCCAACAGGUUUUCCAUAUUUUUUUCGAGAACAAGGCUAGGAAUGUGGCACGAACGCGGAGUGGCCCCGUCCGUGCAAAACAACUGAGACAUUGUACGGACAUUGCGUGGCUUGGAAACAUGGCGCUUUUGCUGCUCAGCUGACAGCAUCGCGAUGCGAUCGCCUCAAGUAGUAGUAGCAUAGUGAUACUGCAGGAUAUGAAGCAGGAUACGAAUAUUGCAGGGACAGCAUUCUGCAGACACCCUGUCACCGGAGGAGCGUACGUCCGGCAAAACGAAUCAUACCAUUUAGCGGCUCCAGCGGCGCCAUGACGCUCCACCUGCAGAACUACAUCGGCGGCCGGUUCGUGACCGUGCCGGCUCGGCUGGACAGCUACGACCCCAGCACGGCUCAAGUGGGCCUCACUGUGCCGGACAGCGGCCAGCCGGAAGUGGACGAGGCUGUGGCCGCCGCAGCCGCGGCCUUCACCAGCUGGUCUAAACUGCCGGUCCAGCAGCGGACGGACUUCUGCCUCAAGGCCGCCGCCAUCUUGGAGUCACGACUGGACGAGUUCGCCGCGGCCGAGUCACGUGACCAGGGCAAGCCGGUCUGGCUGGCCAAGGCUGUCGACAUCCCCAGGGCGGUGCUGAACUUCCGCGCCUACGCCGAGUCCGUCAAUCACCAAUUAGCGACGUCCAACACGCCCACGCCGGGCGUGCUCAAUUACACGCUGCGUCAGCCGGUGGGCGUGGCGGCCCUGAUCUCGCCCUGGAACCUGCCGCUCUACCUGCUGACAUUCAAGAUCGCCCCAGCAAUUAUGACGGGAAACACGGUGGUCUGCAAGCCCAGCGAGUUCACUUCCCUCACGGCCUUCAAACUCGCCGAGGUCUUGCACGAGAUUGGCCUGCCGCCUGGUGUUGUCAAUAUUGUAUUUGGGUUCGGUCCGCGGGCGGGAGAGGCGCUAGUGAAGCACCCUGACGUCAAGCUCGUCUCUUUCACCGGCUCGACCGUCGUCGGAAAGCACAUCAACGAAUUGUGUGCCCCUGCGCUGAAGAAAGUCUGUCUGGAGAUGGGUGGCAAGAACGCGGCCGUGGUGUUCGCCGAUGCAGACCUGAGGGAGGCGAUCCCGACGCUGACGCGCGGCGCCUUCGUCAACUCGGGCCAGGUCUGCCUCUGCACCUCGCGCAUCUUCGUGCAGAAAGCCAUCUACGACGAGUUUCUGCAGCUGUUCGUGAAGGAGACCCGGUCAAAGCGGGUCGGGCCGCCCGACCAAGAGGGCGUGUUCAUGGGGCCGCUGAACAACCGAGCACAGCUGGAGAAGGUGCGCCGUUACCUUCAGCUGGCGCGCGACGAGGGCGGCACCCUGCUCUGUGGCGAAGGGGUCGACCCCGCCUUACAGCUGCCCCAGGCUAAUAAGCAGGGCUAUUUCGUGCAGCCCACGGUGAUCACCGACCUAAAAGACGAUUCACGCUGCAUGCGCGAGGAGAUCUUCGGCCCAGUCACCUGUGUCGUGCCGUUCGACUCUGAGGAGGAAGUGGUGGAGCGGGUUAACAGCGCCGAGUACGGUCUGUGUGCUUCCGUGUGGAGCCGGGACUUGUCCACCAUACACCGGGUGUCUGAACAGCUGCAGGUGGGCACCGUGUGGAACAACUGCUGGCUGGUGCGGAACCUGGACAUGCCUUUCGGCGGCAUCAAGGAGUCCGGCAUGGGCUUUGAGUCCACCAGAGAUAGCGUUGAAUUCUACACGCACUGGAAGACGGUCUGCGUCAAGUUCUAGAGCUGUGCACUGGCCGUAGGACCAUGGGCGUGCGUCUGUGCGUCGCCAGUCUGGGGCGGGAGCGGGGGCGGCGCCUGCGCUGCGCAGCUGCCAACCCGCUGCCGCCGUGUCCACCGCCCGGCGUGGCAAGCAGUGAGGGCGGACCAGGUGCGGCCGGCCAUAGCUGAAGUAAGGGCGGCGUUAGCAAGCAGUGAAGGCGGACCAGGUGCGGCCGGCCGUAGCUGAAGUAAGGGCGGCGUUAGCAAGCAGUGAAGGCGGACCAGGUGCGGCCGGCCGUAGCUGAAGUAAGGGCGGCGUUAGCAAGCAGUGAAGGCGGACCAGGUGCGGCCGGCCGUAGCUGAAGUAAGGGCGGCGUUAGCAAGCAGUGAAAGCGGACCAGGUGCGGCCGGCCAUAGCUGAAGUGGGGGCUACCCUGACGACCGGCGGCGUUAGCCGUGUAGUGGCUUUGUGCUGCGGGAAUUGCCCUUGUACCAUUUGGGAGAUCUUUAAGUUCUGGUCAGGGACGAUAGCUACGUAUGCAGGUGAAUAAUCGUGUGUGUUUUGUUGGUGGGACGGCAGAUGACUGCUUCUCUUGGAAGUGAGCGCGCCAUGGCGUAGGAUGGUAGCGAGAUGUAUAUUCAUUUUUAUAUCUCAGAGCCUUGCUGAAUAUUCAAAUGGGUUCGUGGAAUACAACUGGGACCAGC
This is a messenger RNA of Pollicipes pollicipes, 3545 nucleotides long. Its product is annotated as 2-aminomuconic semialdehyde dehydrogenase. The record is from RefSeq and is a predicted model, not a curated record. Lineage: Eukaryota; Metazoa; Arthropoda; Thecostraca; Pollicipedomorpha; Pollicipedidae. Gene Ontology annotation, molecular function: oxidoreductase activity, acting on the aldehyde or oxo group of donors, NAD or NADP as acceptor. The transcript has 11 exons. The coding region runs from base 1414 to 2862 and encodes 482 amino acids.